UUUGCUAAACGUCUUCCACGAAGUACAUCCUGCUACUGCCUGGUGCCUAUUUCGAGUUGUUUCUUCUCCUUAGUUGGCUCAUCAACCCCUCGCAUCAGAAAUUGAACCUGCUACUGCUUUUACUAAUUUGCUUUGCUUGGCUUGGCUUAAAUUGGUUAUCAGUGUUCACCUUUUCUUAUUUCUUCUGCCAGAAUAUAUCCAUCAACCUUUUGCAAGAAAGAAUAGACUUGCAGUUGCAAUCGAGCAGAUCUACUGAAAUAUCCGUCAGCCACACUAUAUCAGGAAGAAUAGGCUAUCAACUGCAAUCAAGAUGAUUUGUUGUGUCCAAUUUGUUUCUGCAUCGAAUUUCCUAAAUACCAUUUUUUAGACCUGCAGGUGGGCAAGCCAGAUGCAAAAUCGCUUGCCACGUAGGCAUGAGACAGUCACAUUUCGCCACACGAUGCAGUCCUCAAACGGCAGUUAACAGCAGUUAAGUUGACGCUUGCCACGUAGGCAUGAGACAGUCACAUUUCGCCACAUGAUGCAGUCCUCAAACGGCAGUUAACAGCAGUUAAGUUGACUGUGAGAGGAGGGGCAACAUUGCUCGGAUUGUAGAGUUCAGCGGCUUUAUAUUGCUCUUUUCCUUUGCUCGCUCACCUUUUCUUAUAUUCAGACACCGUUUGGCUUGCAAUUGGGACAACGGCUACGACUCCAAAGAAUUGAGCUUGCAACUAGAUUUGCUGUGACUUGUAAUUUGCUCGGUUUAAUUUGGUCAUCAUCAUCAAUUUUUUCAGUUUUAUCUAUUAAACUUGCAGGACCUUUUUUAAUGGCGGACAUAGUAGGGGCGAUCUUCGGUGCAUUCAGUUGCAUUUGUGGUACUCCAACCUGCAACUGUAUAGAUCAACAUAGAAAUUUUAAUGAUGAUGUGGAUGAGCUGAGAAGAAAAUUGGACAGUCUAACUAGUCAGAAACAAUAUAUAGAAUCAAGAAUACAAGUAGCGGAGGCUCGUGGGGGACAAAUGGUUGGACAACAAGUGCAAGAAUGGCUUAAGCAAGCACAAGAGAUCAAUGUUGAUGUGCGAGCAUUUUUAGAAGAUGUGCAGGGAGUCAAGUGGUGCAAGCAUGCCUGUCUUGACAAACGUGUUUGCAGAAAAAUUGAUGUGGUGAAGGACAUGCUUGAAAAAGGUAGUUUUCCUGAAGGCCUUUUUAUUGAGAGAGCUCCAGCUCAUGGAAACACAAUUCCAACGGAGAAUUUAGUGGGGGAAAUUUCUACUGAAGAAGAAAUUCGCGGGUACUUGAUGGGUGAUGAGGUUGGAAUGAUCGGAGUUUGUGGGAUUGGUGGAGUUGGAAAGACUACGAUCAUGAAGAAUCUCCACAACGAUUUACAAAGGGAGACUAGAUUUGAGAAAGUGAUAUGGGUUACUGUGUCACAUCCUCUCAAUGUUUUUGAAUUACAAAAGAAGAUUGCUGGUGCUAUGUACACAAGACUUCCAGAAGAUGCAGAGGUGAUGAUGCGAGCAGCAGCACUAAUGGAAAUAAUGAGAAGAGAGAAAUUUGUGCUAAUAUUAGAUGAUGUAUGGCAAAAGUUCACUCUUAAGGAAGUUGGAAUUCCAGAUCCGAAUGCACAGAAAGGUUGCAAAGUAGUUGUCACUAGUAGAUCAAUUGAAGUAUGCAGUUAUUUGUGUUGUAAGAUUGUUAAAGUGCAACCUCUUUCACAAGAGGAGUCUCUAAAGUUAUUCCUAGAUACUGUUGGGGAUGAUAUUUUGCAAGUUACAGGGUUAGAAGACAUUUUGAAGCUCAUUGUGGAAGAGUGUGCCGGUUUACCACUCGCCAUUGUUGUGAUAGCAGCAAGCAUGAGGGGAGUAGAUGAUGUUAAUGUGUGGAGAAAUGCACUAACUGAAUUACGAGAACGUGUAGAGGGUGUGAAUGAUUGGGAUGAUCAGAUAUUUCAACGGUUAAGAUUUAGUUUUGAUCGUUUGGAUCGGUUGGAUAUCAAAAAAUGUUUUCUGUAUUGCUCCUUGUUUCGAGAAGAUUAUGAGUUUUCUAGAAUGGAGUUGAUAGAAGGUUGGAUUGAUGAUGGAUUAAUUGAUAUUGAUGAUUUGGGAAGUAGACAAAAAGCAUAUGAUAGGGGUCAUGCUUUAUUAGACAAGCUUGUAAAGAACUGUUUGAUUCAGAAAGGGAGGGUCUGCAGACUUCCUAGAGUUUGUGAUGUUUUUAAGAUGCAUGAUGUAGUGAGAGACAUGGCUAUCAGAAGCAUCGGUCCUGAAUUUGGAUAUAUGGUAAAAGAAUUGAGAAGGGUAGCGAAUGCGCGAGGGUGGGCCGAAGAUUUCAGGAAGUUGUCUCUAAUGGCAAUUUACAUUUCAGAACUUCCUGCUGGUUUGUCAUUGAAGUGUCCGAGUCUUUCAACUUUGAUAUUAUCGGAUAAUCAUAUAUCGGAGAUUCCAAAAUCCUUUUUUGAAGAUAUGGGCACACUCAAGAUUCUUGAUCUUUCUCGAACUGAUAUUGAGACUUUACCUGAUUCCAUAUGUGACUUGGAGAAUCUCUCUGUGUUGCGGUUGACGGGGUGCCAGAGGUUAAAGUGCCUGCCUUUCUUAGGGAAGCUUAGGGCACUGAAGAAGUUGGAUUUGCGAGGUGCAGGAAUAAAGGUGGUCCCUCAAGGCAUGGAGAUAUUGGAAAGUCUUGAAUAUCUGAAUUUAUUUUGUAGAAAUUUGAAAGACAUUCCAACAGGAAUAUUGCCUAAACUUUCUAGUCUACAGUACUUGACAGUAUGUUAUUUGGAAGGAACCAGUCUAAAGAUAGAUUCAGAAGAGGUUGCGAGAUUGAAAAAGUUAGAGAUUUUAGAAUGUCGACUUGAUGGUCUACAUGAGUUGAAUUCUUUUGUGAGAUCGUUCAAAAAUUUCCAAAGUCUUACAGCUUAUGGGCUUGUUGUGGGUUCUGGGCCUUGGAAGAAUGAUAUGCCACGCAUUACAGAUGAAAAAUUUUCAUACGACUGGAGUGAUUAUGGAAGUUGUCUUCAAAUUAAACGUUGGCUUGAAAUUAAUCGGCCGAAGAUAGGUGGAGAAUGUAUGGUGAUGCUUCCAGAUAACCUUGAGGAUUUGCAGAUUACAUGCAUGCAAUACAGGACAAGCAGGAGCUUAAACAAAAUGGUUUUGUUAGAAAAUGCAACCGAGUUGAGAAGGUGUCGUAUCAGUGAUUUUGAAGGGAUAGAGUGCGUGGUUCAGUUGGACUCAUCAUCCUCCCCCUCAUUAUCUUGUCCAGUACUCGAUAAGCUUGAAUGGCUGUUUAUUAAUAAUUUGUCCGACUUGUGUGUGCUUGUGAGAGUGGUAGGAGUACCAACACCACCACGCGUCUUUUCCAAUCUUAAAGAGCUUUAUAUAAACAGCUGCAGAGAAAUGAGGAAGUUGCUUCCACUUGAGCUACUGCAAGCCCUUCAAAACUUAGAGAAGAUUCAAGUUUGGAAUUGCACAAAAAUGGAGGAGAUAAUAGCAUCAUCAGAUUCAGAUGCAUCAUCAUCGAAUAAAUUCACUUUCACUUUUCCUAAGUUAAGGAAGUUGGAUUUGGGACACUUACCCAAAUUGAAGAGUAUCUGCAGUGCCAAAGGAGUGAUGAUUUAUGAUUCUAUUGAAGAAAUUAAAAUAAACACAUGUCCGGAGUUAAAGAAGAACCCUUUUCAGCACCUGCUUGAUAAUGGCCAACUAUCUCCUCCUCCUCGUCUCACAGCAAUCAAGAUUCAUAAAAGCUCAAAAGGAUGGUGGGAAUCACUGGAGUGGGAUCAUCCUGACGCUAAGAACCUUCUUCAACCUUACUUGAAAUAUUACAUUUGAUUGAGGGGUGAAGUGAAGAGCUGCAAACAGCAAAUGGACUUGUUGACAAAUUGUAACUUUCCAGAGAUUAAAGUCACGUGCCACCUGAAUAACACGUGCCCAAUAAAAGCUCUUCCUCAAUUCCUUCCUUACUUCCACGACGAAGUCAGUUGGGUAUUCUAGAAGAGAAAGAGGUGGAUGUUUCUGAGAUGGAAACCCUAAGUGGGUAUAUUCUGGAAGACAAAGAUAUCCAGCCUUCGCUUCAUUACAAACUCCAACCAAUAAUUUCCUGUUGGUUCUGUGAGGUAUUUAUUCUAUGAGGGUGAAGCGGAAGAGGUGAGGAAAAAUGAAAGUGGAACUACAAAGAAGGUUGACAAUAAAGCAGUUACCAACAAUAUCAACAGGCCUCCCGCACCCAAGAAGUUUCUUGCAUUAGGAAGUGCUGCUCCUCAUCUGGGAAGGAAAGCAGGAGAGGGGAAAGCAGGGAAAGCAAAGGAUUCCAAGCAAGGCAAUAUCUCAUUGUUCUUCUAGAGCAUUAAUUUGAGAAGAUUGGCAGAAUGAAGUUUCGGUUUCUUCUUCCUAGCCAUCAUUCUUCAUUGGAUCUCAUUCUUUCUUUUGAUUGGAUAAUUAUAGAUCUAAUUCUUGUUUAUCUACAAUGGGAGACUGGUAGUGGUAACCCUACCAACCACUGAGGUAAGUUAUUUUCUAUGUUAUGUGUGUGCUAUAUAAACAAAAUGACAUAGU
This is a messenger RNA of Rubroshorea leprosula, 4525 nucleotides long. Lineage: Eukaryota; Viridiplantae; Streptophyta; Magnoliopsida; Malvales; Dipterocarpaceae. The record is from the annotation of a GenBank genome assembly.